AUGAUAUUCAAGUUAUUACCGGAAGCUAAGAACGGCCGCACCGUGUUUUCCUAGGGAAGUCUUUCACUCAACCACUACCUUCACGCGAAAAGAUGGCGAAAAACCUAACAGAUAAAGAUAUUCGCCAACUCAGAGAAAGCUUCGAACUGUAUGACAAACAAGGGGAUGAAAAGAUUGAUUCAUCGCAACUCGGAGAGGUUCUGCGCGGACUUGGUCAAAACCCGACCAACGCAGAAGUAAAGAAAAUCGUCUCCGAAAUGGACCCAGAAGGUGGGAACAGAAUAUCGUUCGAGGAAUUCCUGCCAGUGUAUCAGUCGUACAUGGGUAAGAAACCCAAGUUCAGCACUGAGGAUUUUGUAGAUAGUCUGCGAGUAUUUGAUAACGACGGCUCAGGGAUGAUCAACGAGGGAGAACUCCGCCACAUUUUGACGACACUCGGAGAAAAACUAACCGACAGUGAAGUAGAUUCACUGAUUCAGGGUUUAGAGGACAAGCAAGGACAGAUUGACUGUGAAGAGUUCAUAUUAAGCGUUUUACAAGGCUAAUAACGAAUUAUAUUAUUUUUACCGAGCUCCGACUCCCUCGGAGGAUAGGAAUGUUUCACAGCAUGGUGUCGUGUCAGAUGAGCUACAAGCAGAUGGGCAGAGUGGAAAUCAUAAUCACACCGGAUUCACAUCAGAGCUUGGACAUAAAUUGUGCUGGAAGAAAGAUUUUAGACUUGCUUUGAACGAUAAAUCAUUCUUUGUCAUAGCUCAUCAAUUUCUCUCGCUCUUUUCAAUUCAUUGUUUUGUAUGGUUUUAAAUUCACUAUGAUUUUACAGCGAGAUUCCCAUGGAAAAUUCUUGAAUCAAGAAAGAUGUACAUGAAGCUAAGUUUAGAACUAGAAACAGGUAGUUCUUAGUAUUAAGUAAGUCAAAUUUUGAAAACAGAGUUUUCAGAAAAUCGUAUUUUGAUGGUUAUCGCAUCAUAUCGUGUUAUAAAAUACGCCUUUGACCGACGUAAUGUUCUGCAAUGCUAAGAUCUGUCGAUACAUGCAUGGGAAUACACGCCAGAAUAUGUUCUAGCAUAUCUAAAAUGAAAGAGAGUAAUCACAGAAUCGAAAAA
Molecule: messenger RNA, 1103 nt
Organism: Nematostella vectensis (starlet sea anemone)
Lineage: Eukaryota; Metazoa; Cnidaria; Anthozoa; Actiniaria; Edwardsiidae
Product: myosin-2 essential light chain
Exons: 1
Coding region: 93-545 (150 amino acids)
Cellular component (GO): myosin II complex
Molecular function (GO): calcium ion binding
Source: RefSeq, a predicted model, not a curated record